UACUCAGAUCAGAGCCGUCAGAGCUUUGUACGUCCGCAGCGUUCAUACACCAACACAGAGCGCUUGAGAAAAUGGCCGCUGCUACGGUGACGACUCUGCCUGCUGUGCCUCCGACCGGGGAACAAGCGAGGGAGAAAUGUCUGGAAGAUUACCGAAAGAAGUUGACGGAACACAAGGAGAUCGAGAGCAGGCUCAAAGAAAUGCGGGAGCAGCUCAAGGAGCUGAACAAGCAGUAUGAGAAAUCUGAGAACGACCUCAAGGCCCUGCAGAGUGUGGGGCAGAUUGUGGGCGAGGUGCUCAAGCAGCUCACGGAAGAAAAGUUCAUUGUGAAGGCCACGAACGGUCCGAGGUACGUCGUGGGCUGCAGGCGCCAGCUGGACAAGGCCAAGCUCAAGUCGGGGACGCGGGUGGCCCUGGACAUGACCACUCUCACCAUCAUGAGGUACCUGCCGCGGGAGGUGGACCCCCUGGUGUACAACAUGUCGCACGAGGACCCCGGCAACAUCUCAUACUCCAUGAUUGGAGGACUCGGGGAGCAGAUCAGGGAGCUACGAGAGGUGAUCGAACUACCGCUGCUGAAUCCCGAGCUGUUCCAGCGAGUGGGCAUCACCCCUCCCAAAGGCUGCCUCUUGUACGGACCCCCGGGUACCGGCAAGACCCUGCUGGCACGUGCCGUCGCCACUCAGAUCGACGCCAACUUCCUCAAGGUGGUCUCGAGCGCCAUUGUGGACAAGUACAUCGGCGAGAGUGCCAGGCUCAUCCGGGAGAUGUUCAACUACGCCCGCGACCACCAGCCCUGCGUCAUCUUCAUGGACGAGAUCGACGCCAUCGGGGGCCGCCGAUUUUCCGAAGGCACGUCUGCGGACAGGGAAAUUCAGAGGACGCUGAUGGAGCUGCUGAACCAGAUGGAUGGCUUCGACUCCUUGGGCCAAGUGAAAAUCAUCAUGGCCACCAACCGGCCAGAUACCCUCGACCCUGCCCUGCUGCGUCCAGGUCGCCUCGACCGCAAGAUCGAGAUCCCACUGCCAAACGAACAGGCGAGACUGGACAUUGUGAAGAUCCACGCGGCGCCCAUCACAAAGCACGGCGAAGUCGACUGGGAGGCUGUGGUGAAACUCUCGGACGGAUUCAACGGUGCCGACUUGCGCAACGUCUGCACCGAAGCCGGCAUGUUCGCCAUCAGAGCCGACCGGGAGUAUGUGAUAGAGGAGGACUUCAUGAAGGCGGUGCGCAAAGUGGCAGACAACAAGAAGCUCGAGUCCAAGUUGGACUACAAGCCCGUCUGAAGCCCCCAAAUCUUCCAACCAGCCUAUAGAUUCAACAGCGGAAAUAAACGGUUUCUCCAA
This is a messenger RNA of Ixodes scapularis (black-legged tick), 1346 nucleotides long. It is a transcript of the gene Rpt4, whose product is annotated as 26S proteasome regulatory subunit 10B. Gene Ontology annotation, cellular component: proteasome regulatory particle, base subcomplex; cytosolic proteasome complex. Gene Ontology annotation, molecular function: ATP binding; proteasome-activating activity; ATP hydrolysis activity. Gene Ontology annotation, biological process: positive regulation of RNA polymerase II transcription preinitiation complex assembly. Lineage: Eukaryota; Metazoa; Arthropoda; Arachnida; Ixodida; Ixodidae. The coding region runs from base 72 to 1286 and encodes 404 amino acids. The transcript has 12 exons. The record is from RefSeq and is a predicted model, not a curated record.